This is a messenger RNA of Rhodamnia argentea, 5007 nucleotides long. RefSeq lists its product as uncharacterized. Bases 1626 to 4919 code for a protein of 1097 amino acids. The record is from RefSeq and is a predicted model, not a curated record. Lineage: Eukaryota; Viridiplantae; Streptophyta; Magnoliopsida; Myrtales; Myrtaceae. The transcript is spliced from 9 exons.
CGAAUCCUACACUCACGUUUCAUAUCAAACCAACCUUUUUCCUGUCGCUUCCGUAUCCACUGAUCCACUACUAAGGUUUCCUCCCAUCGCCGUUCGCAAAAGCCAGAAAAGAACCAAGAAGAAUGAGAGUAGAAAAAAGGCAAAUGCCCGGAGCCCAAAGCGACUGAGAGUGGACCAAAAGAUAUCGCAUAAAGAUUGAUGGUCGAUGUUCCCUCGCGUCGCACUUAUGGCCUCACGGAGGAUUUGAUAGAGGGUGUGUGCGCGUGUCGGUAAUUGAAGCGGCUUCGGUUUUUCUUCUUCUUCCGAGAGCCUGCCUCAUGACAAUCCGUCGCCUCUAUUUAGGAUCUAUGUUCGAGAUCAAUUACUGCCUGGCAUUGACUGGACAGUAUCUUGAGUUCAAUGGGCAUCUAAAUUUGGAACGUGAGUGGCGAUCGGAAUAUAUAUAGCGGUGGUGAUCGUACCGAAAAUCUGAGCCUCACACCUAAAUUUGGUGGGAAUCUCUUCUUUUAGCAAAUGCAAGAUAAAAAUGGGCUCCACCCAUUUUACAUUUCUUUUUCCUCUUUUCCAGUCCCUUUAGUCUAAUUUAGUCAAUGGGCUCGUUAUCUUUAAGAUGAAAGAUUGGCAAGCAGAAACUCCUUUUCGAGACAGUGUUGAUUAAAGAUCUUCUGUAUUGAUUACUGGGGUAAGUGUUUGGUCAUGGUUUGAUUGCUUCUUUCUUUUCUGCUUGUGGUUGGAAUCUGGUUUCAAGAGUCGUGGGGAAUGUCAUUCCUUUCGCUGUCUCAAGUGAAAGGUAAAAUUUUUAUGGGUUUUGUGGAGCUCGAUUUUCUUCUUUUCCUCAGAUAAAAAGGAAAAAUUUGUAUGGCAAUACCAAUGGAACCACUGCAUAUGAUCUUGGCAUAAGUAUGCAUCAUAAACUUAACUAGACGUGUUAGGCAGAGUGAAAUGAUUUGCUUGAUGGUCUGUGGCUGACAGCUUUGUAGUUUCUGUUAGAAACUUGGCAUCUAAAGGUAAUGCCAUUUGCUUUCUGAGUGUAUGUAAGUUUUUAGAUGAACAUUUUUUGCUGCAUUUGUGUAGUAUAUGUAUCAGCAUGUUUAACAUGUUAGCAUGAAGCACAAAUGAGUUUCGGAGGUUGAGGCCGUUACUUUUAUUUUUCUGAUGACAUUUUGGAUCACCGUCUGUUUCGUUGGUCAAUUUCAUGUUAAAACUUCUGCAUAUGAUUUGUUCGCAUGUCAUUAAUGUAUGGAUUAUUGCGAUUAUAACAUCUCUUACAUUUAAAAGGAGGAAUGAAGACUAUCAUUCAAUCGGUUGCUUCUAUCCUUCCAUCAAUAUGCCAAACCUUAGAGAUUGGACAGAGAAAGCUUUUGUGUCGUACAAAUAAUGGUUAAAUGAUUGUUCUGUUAUGCCUCUUUCUAAUUGUUCCACCACUGGUGAUCUCAUUGUCCACAUUCUGCAGCUGUUGCUUAACUACAUAAAUUAAUGACCAUGCUAAAAUCCUUGCUCUUAGUGAUGUUGCUCAUAUGUCGUAUCUUCCUUGCAAAAGUUUCUACUUGUGGAAUUCAGCAUGUCUAUAGAUAGAAUAGACUUCCUCCAGGCAAAGAAUUUGUGUUCUUCUGCUAGAUCUCUUAAUGCCUCUUGACGUUGAUCAAGAAAAGAUGCAUGGCGUUCUUCAAAAGUCCCAUGGCCAUGUUCAGAUUGUCUCUGACAGUGGGAAUGCUUCCUUGCUGAUGAAAUCUCCAUAUGGGAAUAAUUACAGAAAUUCAGAGGACCAGGCACGAUCUGUCUUUUUGGGGAUCUCCAAUCAUAGGUAUACCGUGUUGACCUUCCUUACCGUUGAAUCUGAUGGAACUUGGAGAGUUGUCACUGUACCUCUUCAAUAUCCUGAACAGAGAGGCCACCUGCUUUUUGGUCACAUAAACGUGGAUAGACUGCACCCAAUAUUUAGCCCAGCUAUUAAUGCUACUAAUCAUAAUCGACGAAAAGCACACAAAGGGCCUCAAGGUGGUGGGUCUCUCUUAAUGCACUCGAGUACAGCGAGAAAGUCUAUUCAAUCAGAUGCGAGAUGCCAAUCUCAUAAAAAGGCCUUGCCAAACAAGGCUGAAUAUUCUGGCUGUAACUAUGGUCUAAAUUCUUCAACCUCCAAUUGUGAUCCUCGUUUGCUUCAAGGAGACCCUUGUGCAAAUGAUUCCACUGCAGAGCUUACUGAUGGAGUCAAGGCUGACAAGGCUACGAGCAAAAUUUCGAGAAAUAAAGCAAGAAGAAAAGGGAAACAAAGGAAAAGGCCUCCAUUUAAUGGUGGUUUGAGGGAAUUGGAAGUUUUAGCUGAGGAUUUUGACCAUGGAAGCUCAAUAUCCAGAACCUAUGGUAUGAAAAAUGAGGUUGAUAGUGAAGGCACAGUUCCAUGUGGGACUGGUUCAGAACUUCAGCUUAAAGCUGCUAGAGUCCCUGAAAAUUGUGCUGAUGAUGAUAAGAGUGAAGGCAUCGACUGCUCUGAAACACCACAGACGAGCAUCUCUAAUUCUUAUGGAAGAGACACAUCAAAUACGGCUGCCGGUCCUUUUGUUCAGAAUACCCAUGGGGAGAACAAUGGGCAUGAAUUCAAAGGAGAUUCUCAUGGUCGUUGUGCAGAGAGGCAUGAGGAUUUGGAUAGCAGCAUCAUUAUGCCCCUGGUCGUCCCUUGCUGUGAUAAUAGGGUGAAUAAAUUAGAAUUAGAAUCAAACCGUUUGAGUGCCUGUAAAGUGGGUAGUGUUGGGAAUUCACAUCAACAUGCCGGGAAAGGUACUAGUUAUCCUGUUUGGCAGAAGGUACAGCAGAAACAUGACCAGGAGUGCGUGGAUGAGAAGAAGAAGUUAUGUUCUACUGAGUCAAAAAUUGACACUUCCUGGAGAAAGGCUUCGUUGCUUAAACAAAAUGGCAGAGUUGCUGAGGGGAAUAUGGAAUUUAGAACCGAAAAUAAGCAGCAGCCACAUCCUGAAUUCUCACGUAAGUUGAAACGAAAAGGUUUCUUAGAUUCAAAAACCGAAUCUGAUGACUAUUCUAGGAAGGGAUCUUUCACUAACAAGGCCAAGCUCGAAAAAUCAAGUGCUUCCACAAAGAUCCGGCCAUGUACGAACAAAACUACAGUGCCAUCUCAAGUGGAUCAAACUGAAUGGGAGACUGAAUCAAAAUCUGUCUCUCAGAAACCGCCAAGGACCGUUUACAGUGUUGCUCCUAUUCUGGACAAUGAAGAUGCAAAAUAUGAGGAUAGUUCAUUACCAAUAUAUUGCGCUCGCUCUAACCAUAUCAAUUAUUCUGAGCUUCAAUCUUCAGCAUCAGUUCCCCAUCUUUUAGCUGAUGAAAUUUCUCUGCUAGGAAAAGAAGUUUCUGUAGCUGACUGUAGUAAGCAGAGGUGUAGCCCUGGAUCUUUUACACAGAAAUGGGUGCCUGUACGCAUGAAGAAUCCUCUAUCAACAGACCCCAUCAGAUCUGAGAGUUGUCUGGGUCAUUCUUGUGAUGCAACUGUUGAAGACAGGACUCUACUGUUUCCCAAAGAUAAAAUAGGCUCAAAUGAUGGAAAUGAUAUUGAAACAGGAGUCACGUGCAGGUUCGAGGAGUCUAGAAAGGAGAAUUAUCCUCCCUGUGAUGAUGAAAGUCUGGUUGAGACCUUGACAAAUGAGAAAUCAUGCAUGCUUAAGGAGCAGAAUCACGAGGUUGUGCCUUGUAGCUUCUCAAGGGAUGAAUCAGAAAAUCAGAAAAGCUCUGUGGUUCAGAUUCAUCUAGACAAGAUAACAAGGGCUAUUCAAGAAGUGCAUAGGAUACAGUUGGCAUCAGAAGCUGUUCAUCUUGUAACUGGUGGACCCAUUGCUGAGUUUGAGAGGCUGCUAUGUUUUUCUUCUCCAGUUCUUUGCCAAUCACAGGUUACGGCUGGCUGUAAUACUUGCCCAAGAGACCGGGUUGUUGGUUCAUUACUCUGCCAACAUGAGAGACCCAAUGUAUCUCUGGGAUGCCUGUGGCAGUGGUACAAGAAACAUACAAGUUAUGGGUUGGAAGUUAGGGGUGAAGAUUACAUUAACUCAAGUAGAAUAGGUGUUGAUCGUUUUGCGUUUCGUGCCUAUUUUGUUCCUUAUUUGUCAGCUGUCCAGCUGUUCAAGAAAUGCAGCAGCGGAUCAGCCCGCAGCAUAAAUGGGGUUCCCCGAUCUGAGUUGGAGGUUAAUGAAAGAUCUGAAAAAUCUGUUUUCAGUGGCCUUCCCAUGUUCUCAUUACUAGUACCUCAGGCUCGUAAUGGAGUUGCAGGAAAGUUUCUUCGUGCAAACAAGGUGUCUACUUGUCAAUCUUCACCUUCUUCUGGAAAUAACAUGUCCAGUCCUACUGAGAAUGAGCACUUUAAGGAUUUAGAACUGCUCUUUGAGUAUUUUGAGGUGGAGCAACCUCAGCAGAGGCAGCCUUUAUAUGAUAGGAUUCAAGAGCUUGUUGGAGGUUGUGGGCCAUCUCGUUCCGGAGUUUAUGGAGAUCCUUCAAAACUAGACUCUGCGAAUCUAUGUGAUUUGGACCCAAGAUCAUGGUACUCAGUAGCGUGGUAUCCCAUCUACAGGAUUCCUGAUGGUAAUUUCCGUGCAGCAUUUCUGACGUACCACUCGCUUGGGAACUUGAUUUGUAGAGAAGCCACUUUUGAUUCUGUCAAUGUGAACCCUUGUGUAGUAUGUCCCGUAGUAGGUCUGCAGAGUUACAAUUGCCAGAGUGAGUGCUGGUUCGAGUUGAAGCCCUCUGCACUAAGCCAGAGAAAGGAAGUCUCAAGCUUAGAUCCGUCUAAGAUCCUGAAGGAGCGGUUGAGGACGCUUGAAGAGGUGGCUUCGCUGAUGGCCACAGCUGCUGUCACUAAAGGAGGUCGUAGCAUGGUGAAUCGACAACCCGAUUACGAGUUUUUCCUGUCCAGAAGACACUAGUGAACUACCCGGGUGUUGCGGUCGUGAAUGACAGAUGUGAAAUCGGGAAAUUUAGUUUGGCGCUCACCUGAAUGAAAGAAAAUAACUC